AUGAAGUACAUCCUAGUCACCGGUGGGGUGAUCUCCAGCAUUGGGAAAGGGAUCAUUGCGAGCAGCAUUGGGACGAUUCUAAAGUCAUGGGGACUCCGAGUCACCGCCAUCAAAAUCGACCCCUAUAUCAACAUUGAUGCAGGCACUUUUUCACCUUAUGAGCACGGAGAAGUGUUUGUCUUAAACGAUGGUGGAGAAGUUGACUUAGACCUUGGAAAUUACGAAAGGUUCUUGGAUAUCAAUCUUUAUAAAGACAACAACAUCACCACUGGGAAGAUAUAUCAGCAUGUGAUCAAUAAAGAGAGGCGCGGUGACUACCUGGGGAAAACUGUACAAGUUGUCCCUCACAUUACUGAUGCUGUCCAGGAGUGGGUUAUGAAUCAAGCCAUGGUGCCAGUGGAUGGUCACAAGGAGGAGCCCCAAAUAUGCGUUAUUGAGUUGGGUGGCACCAUCGGAGACAUUGAAGGAAUGCCAUUUGUGGAAGCAUUCAGACAAUUUCAGUUUAAAGCCAAAAGAGAGAAUUUCUGCAACAUCCAUGUUAGCCUGGUCCCACAGCCCAGUGCUACUGGAGAACAGAAAACCAAACCCACACAAAACAGUGUUCGUGCGCUGAGGGGCUUGGGCCUGUCUCCUGAUCUGAUCGUCUGCCGGAGCUCCAAGCCCAUCGAAAUGGCUGUGAAGGAAAAGAUUUCCAUGUUUUGUCAUGUGAACCCUGAACAGGUCAUAUGUAUCCAUGAUGUUUCUUCCACAUACCGAGUGCCUGUGCUUUUGGAGGAACAAGGCAUCGUUAAAUAUUUUAAAGAGAGACUGAAUUUGCCCAUUGGUGACUCUGCAAAUAAUUUGCUUUUCAAGUGGAAAAAUAUGGCUGACAGGUACGAAAGGCUGCAGAAAACGUGCUCCAUCGCUCUGGUCGGCAAAUACACCAAGCUGCGGGACUGCUAUGCCUCUGUGUUUAAAGCUCUGGAACAUUCCGCCUUGGCCAUCAACCACAAGUUGAAUCUGAUGUACAUAGACUCCAUUGAUCUGGAGCACACCACCGAAACCGAGGACCCUGUGAAAUUCCACGAGGCGUGGCAGAAGCUAUGCAAAGCCGAUGGCGUUCUGGUGCCAGGAGGCUUCGGGAUCAGAGGAACAUUGGGCAAACUCCAGGCGAUUUCUUGGGCAAGGACAAAGAAGAUUCCUUUUCUUGGAGUUUGCCUUGGGAUGCAGCUAGCAGUGAUAGAGUUUGCAAGGAACUGCCUUAACUUGAAAGAUGCCAAUUCCACAGAAUUUGAGCCAAGUGCCCCUGUUCCUGUGGUGAUUGACAUGCCGGAACACAACCCUGGCAACUUGGGAGGAACGAUGAGGCUGGGAAUAAGAAGAACUGUUUUCAAAACGGAAAAUUCAAUAUUAAGGAAGCUUUAUGGUGAUGUUCCUUUUAUAGAAGAAAGACACAGACAUCGGUAUGAGGUGAACCCUUCCUUGGUCAACCAAUUUGGGCAGAGUGACUUACAUUUUGUAGGACAGGAUGUUGAUGGGGAGAGGAUGGAAAUCAUUGAACUGGCAAAUCACCCCUAUUUUGUUGGUGUCCAAUUCCAUCCCGAGUUUUCUUCUAGGCCGAUGAAGCCUUCUCCUCCAUACCUGGGACUAUUACUUGCAGCAACUGGGAACCUGAAUGCCUACCUGCAACAGGGAUGCAAACUGUCCUCCAGUGAUAGAUACAGCGAUGCCAGUGAUGACAGCUUUUCAGAGCCAAGGAUAGCUGAGUUGGAAAUAAGCUAA
Messenger RNA from Pipistrellus nathusii (Nathusius's pipistrelle), 1761 nucleotides. The record is from the annotation of a GenBank genome assembly. Lineage: Eukaryota; Metazoa; Chordata; Mammalia; Chiroptera; Vespertilionidae.